Molecule: messenger RNA, 1340 nt
Organism: Marchantia polymorpha subsp. ruderalis
Lineage: Eukaryota; Viridiplantae; Streptophyta; Marchantiopsida; Marchantiales; Marchantiaceae
Source: the annotation of a GenBank genome assembly
UGCUUCCACAGCGAGCAUGCACUUUGAGAGAUCUUCCUUUCCUCGAAUUUCCACUCGCGAAUUCUGACCGGCUGAGUGCCCUAUCCUCAGGCAUCUGGAGUUUUUCUCGCACGAAUUUGUCAAAUUGCUGAUUUGAGACGUAGAGCGCAGCUCACCGAAGAAUGCACACGGCUGAUAUGCACCGACUUAUGAUCUUGGACCCUCGUCCUUUGAUAUGUCCCCCUUUAAGGUUUUGGAUCCAGAACUUCAAGCGUAGGUGGAUUCCGCCGAUCUAAUUUCUUCUCUGUCGACAUCAUCACGAGGAAGAAGCGUUGCUGCCUACAAGCGAGGGUCGUUGGAAACAGAGUAGCCGUGAAGAAGGGAUCGCGUGCUCAAUGACACGACAGUGCGGGCUGUCAAAACAUGUGUGUGAUAGGAGGUGUCGGAGGAAUUUUGGGCCUACUCUCGAGACAGAGCCACCUCAGAAGCGGUGCCGUGAAGACGUGAUCCAACUCCGAGACGUCGCUGCCAAGAAGGGCCGGAACGCCAGUGAAUCGAACAGGAGAGACUCUGUCUUUCCCUGUGCCGAUCCACGUCUUUUCGAAUCAGGAGACCCUAAAUCAAAAGCGGAGGCAGACCCCAUUCUGGAUGGAACCAUCGACGAGGCGAGAUCUGCAGCUCCAAAAUGCUUCGAAUUCCCCGGAAAAGGUCAAAACAGCAAGCAGAACAUAUUAUCCAGAGUUUCCACCGGAUGGAAGCGCUUUUGGUACGCUUGCAAGAGGGUCGACUCGAUACAGAUUUUGGUGGAGGUUUCUCGUUCACAAGAAGGGUGCGCUGUUUAAAUACGAAAUGAAGAGAUGAAGGAAUAGACCGAGCCGUGCGAGACUUUAAUUGCAGUGCUCGAUGUACUAAUUGCAUCGAGAGAGCACUAUCCUACACUAGCUGUGAUGACACUGGAUCAUGAAGGUUCUUAAGAAAACUGGUACGUCCUACUGAACAUUUUACUCCAUCCUUUCGUUGUUCGACCGCUGACAUCCAGUAGUGGUGCCCACACAUCUUUUCCCCGCACGCGAUGACUUGGAACACAAUGGCUCCGACCCCCGAUUGAAUCGAUCACUUCACUAAUGAGCGAAGGGAAAACCAGUGUUCCUCAAAGGAACUUAGUCUUUUGUUGAGCGAUGAAUGGUUUUGUUCUUUCUAUGAAGCCCUUAUUCGUGCUAGUCCGUUUCCACCGAUUCAAGUACAUGAAGGCAUCGAAAGCGAAAUAAUCUAUAUCAGUCAGAAAGCUUCAAAGUUGCCGGUAGUCGUGCUUGUUUACAUUGUGUAUACGUUUUCUGCAGCACUAAUAUAUAAAGAAGUUG